AUCAAGCAUUCAAUAGCCCUGCGGUAUAACUACAAAACAAUCCCCUUCGCAUCCUGGAGGUGGCGAUAUCUCAUUUUUGUGCUCCAAAGGAAAAAGGAAGCACUUGGAAGGCUACGAAAAUGGCUGAAGUGGUCGAGCUCCAAAAACUGAAGUUAGCUGAGCUGAAGCAGGAGUGUGCAAUCCGUGGGCUGGAAAUUAAGGGCAACAAAGGGGAUUUGAUUGCACGGCUGCAGGCAUACAUUGAUGAACAUGAAGAUGAUGUCAAUGAAGAAGUCUUAGAAGAGUUUACAGAGGAGGCAACAGCACCUGAGGAAGAAGUCGAGGAAGAAGUCCAAGAAGAAGAGUCGGCUGCACCCGAAACAGAGACGGUGAAAAAAGUUGUCAAAAUCAACCUUUCUGAGCCAACUGAUGAGAGACUGCAGAAAAGAGCAGAACGCUUCAAUAUUCCUGCAAACCCGGAUAGCAAGAAGGCUGCACGUGCUGCAAGGUUUGGACUGCCAGCAACAUCAGUGCCCUCUAAAGGAAUUUCUGCUGUUUCAAAAACCAAUGUUGAUGUUGAGGUCUUGAAGAAGAGAGCAGAGCGAUUUGGCAUGAACGUCUCCUCUGUGUCUAAGAAGGUUGAAGAGGAUGAAAAGCUGAAAAAGAGGAAGGAGAGAUUUGGAAUUGUCACAAGUGCAGCUUCAGCUGGACCUGAUGAUUCUGAGGCAAAGAAGCGAAAACGAGCAGAGCGGUUUGGAAAUGUGUGAUUGCAUAAGGCUUUUUUCUUUCUUUCUUUUUACUUUUUUGUAUUUUUUUUUUAAAAUCUUUCAGCUAUUAGAACAUCGUGUACUUUAGUCACUGGUUGUUUUGCAAGUUCUGUACAAUAAACAUCUGACAAAUUUCUA
Tachysurus fulvidraco (yellow catfish) is the source of this 884-nucleotide messenger RNA. RefSeq names its product SAP domain containing ribonucleoprotein. Bases 120 to 746 code for a protein of 208 amino acids. Gene Ontology annotation, biological process: poly(A)+ mRNA export from nucleus. The transcript has 11 exons. Gene Ontology annotation, cellular component: nucleus. Lineage: Eukaryota; Metazoa; Chordata; Actinopteri; Siluriformes; Bagridae. The record is from RefSeq and is a predicted model, not a curated record.